Messenger RNA from Dendronephthya gigantea, 1025 nucleotides. Its product is annotated as zinc finger Ran-binding domain-containing protein 2-like. The record is from RefSeq and is a predicted model, not a curated record. Lineage: Eukaryota; Metazoa; Cnidaria; Anthozoa; Malacalcyonacea; Nephtheidae. The transcript has 12 exons. Gene Ontology annotation, biological process: RNA processing. Gene Ontology annotation, molecular function: RNA binding; lipopolysaccharide binding. The coding region runs from base 47 to 865 and encodes 272 amino acids.
AUUGAGACAGAUUUGUAUAUACUAAACAACGGAUUCUGUAAGUGAAAUGUCGAAAAAACUGAAAGUUUCGGAAGGGGAUUGGACGUGUUCAGAUAAUAGUUGUGGCAAUCUGAAUUUCGCGCGAAGGACAAACUGCAAUCGUUGUGGCAAAGAGAAAGGAAAGGUUGUUGAUAGAGUGAAGAAAACUGGAUCUGAAAUUGGCAAGCAUAUAGCUGAAAAAAGCAAAGGCUUAUUUAGUGCAGAUGAUUGGCAAUGUGGAAAAUGUGGAAACAUAAAUUGGGCGCGACGCUCAACAUGCAAUGUCUGCAAUGCCCCAAAAAUUGGUCACAAAGAAAGAAGAACUGGUCUUGGUGGAGGUUUUAAUGAACGGGAAAAUGUUGAGUAUAUUGAGCGACAAGACUCCGAUGAUGAGUUUGAUGAGUUUGGUAGAAGAAAAAAAGGAGCAAAACAAAAGACUUCCAAGAACAAUGAAGAAAGAAGAAGAUUAAGUGCUGGUGAAGAUUUUAUCAAGCUAAGAAAUAUUGAGCCACAGCCUGACGAAGAUGAUGAUGAUGACGAUGAAGAUGAUAGUGAUGUUGAUCUUUCAAAAUACGAGUUGGAUGAUGACGAAGAGGAAACUCCAGCGAAGACCAAGGAAGAUUCACGGGAUCAGGGAGGGUUGAUCGACAAGGAUGGUGGCUCUAAAAGAUCACGUUCUCGCUCCCCUGCAUCGGAUGGAAGAAAGGUUCGUCGUCGUAGUUCAUCGUCCAGUUCUAGUUCAAGAUCAUCGCGGAGUUCGUCAUCCCGAAGUUCUUCAUCGGGGUCGGAUAGCAGAAGGAGUCGCUCAGAUUCACGUUCAAGGUCAAAAUCUCCAGGAAAAAAGUAAAGUAAAACCUGUACUCCUUCUGCACUCUACAUAAAAUCUUUUGCUUUUGCUUUUGCUUGUAUGCUGUACUUCAAAAAUGUGAUUCCUGUGAAAGCUCCAUUUAUUACAUUUUUGCAGCUCACUUUAAUGUAUACAGUUUUAAAUAAAUAGUUUUGAAGUU